Molecule: messenger RNA, 2809 nt
Organism: Mercenaria mercenaria
Lineage: Eukaryota; Metazoa; Mollusca; Bivalvia; Venerida; Veneridae
Exons: 7
Coding region: 77-1219 (380 amino acids)
Biological process (GO): signal transduction; negative regulation of apoptotic process; regulation of cell cycle
Cellular component (GO): spindle microtubule; cytoplasm; nucleus
Molecular function (GO): cysteine-type endopeptidase inhibitor activity involved in apoptotic process; ubiquitin protein ligase activity; protein binding
Source: RefSeq, a predicted model, not a curated record
AUUUAAAGUGUUAAGUUUGUAACAAGGCUUGGGAAAAUUAACUAAGUACAAAGACUUAAAAAAGUAUAAAUAAAUCAUGGAGGCUGUUUUGUAUCAUAGAAAGAUAUCGUACGAACAAUCGGAAAGUUACAGUGAUACAAAUUUACAAUAUGCCGGAUGGCCACCACUGACGGCCCCUGCAAUCAACGUUAAAAAACCAAAGUUUCCACAGUAUGCUGCGUACGCAAAAAGGUUGGAAUCUUUCGAUGCCUGGUCAGAAUAUAUUCCUGUGAAGAAGGAUGACAUGGUCGAAGCAGGACUUGUAUAUACAGGAGUUGGCGACAGUGUACGAUGUUACUUCUGUGGCGGUGGACUGAGGAACUGGGAACAGGAUGAUGUACCAAUGGAGGAGCAUGCCAAGUGGUAUCCAGAGUGCCCACACGUACUGUCAGUAAAGGGCCAUGAUUACGUUACGAAAGUCAAACGUCGGGAAAAACCAAGGUUACCGAAUGGUGCAACUACAAAAGGACUGGAACACAUUGAAAGCGUUGCUGCACAGGUCUGCAUUGCAUGGGAUUUUUCUAAAGAGAUGGUCAUGAAGGCAAUAGAUAUUUACUUUGAACAACAUGGUAACUGUGAUUUCAAGGCUAACGACUUGCUUUUAAUCUUGUUUGAGAUUGAAGAAGAGUCUGAAAUCGGGUCUGAUAUUUACACAUAUGUAAAGGCAGCCAACACGAGGGAAGACAGUCAAAGGCACACAACAUAUGUACGAGGUUUAUAUACUGCAGUCCAAAAACAAGAUUGGAUUGUAAGAGACAAAAAUAAGAGAUCGUCUGGUACUUCAGCCUGGGCGGCUUCGCUCAUCAAAAAGCUGAUGACCGUUUUAGAUGACACGCUAAAGACGGCAACAGACAUCAUGUCCUUACUAGUCAAACGAUGUCCUCAGUUGUUCCCUGACUUGACGAGGGAACCAACUGAACGGGAUCUUGUAACUUUUGCCGAGGCUAUAGGAGGAAACUUUCGGUUUCUUGGACUUGAUCUAGGUUUAAGUGAUGCAAAACUUGAUCAGAUAUCGUUAGACAACCCAACAACCGUGAUGAAGACGUAUAGUAUGUUGAGAGAGUGGAGUGGAAAAAACCCGCUGAAAGCUACCGUGAGUUCGUUAAUACAGACAAUGAAGAGUUGCCGCAGUGUGAAAAUAGACUGGAACCAAAUUGGAAAAGUAUGCAUGGGUUCCUGAUACCUAUAUUGUAAAUUGUGGACUGCUCAUAUUAUUAACGAACCUGACUGCCCACCACUAAUUGAUUCACUGUGAUUGAAUAACGGACUGCAUACGGAUAUUUCUCUAUAAUUUACUUUGACAUAUGAAUAUUAUUAUAUUUGAAAGCAGUGUAACUUAAUUCGUGGAAUAUAUGAUGUUCAAAGUACAAAUAAAAUACAGGACAUAUUAUAUAUUAUGUGUAUACAUAGCUUGUAAUGUUUUAAAGGGACUUUGUAGUACACUACAUACGUUCCACUACUGAGCUGGUAAGAUUUAAGCCAGCAGAAUCACCUCCACAAGAGACGAUGUCAACAAAUGCUACCAGCUCUUUUUUAAUGUUUUUAAGCCAUCAAAAUGGUGUGUUUGUGUUGCACAGAUUUAUCUAAAGUGAAAUGAAAAUGCCUUUUUACAAAAGAAAAUUGUAAGGAUCAUUUAGGUUUUUAAUUAUAUUUAUACUCUCAGCAACAUAACGUCAUAUUGAAAAUUUAGCAAUCAUAUUCAUUAGCAGAUGUUUAUUAUUAUACUCACGUUUUUGCUGUAUAUGAUAAUUUCAAGGGCUUAAUAUAAUGCACAGUCACGGGGCAUUUUCGUAUUUAAAAAGACACUUAACUAUUAAAUUCAGUGGAGCUAAUUAAACUAGGUCAGUGCCAGUCCAAAUACUCGAACACAUUCUUGAGCCUACAUGUAUAGUUUAUAUAUUACAUGUAUAACUAAAACAUAGAAUUGGUCUUAUUUACUAACUGCAUUUGAAAUUGCGGUCCAAUGUUUUUCUCAGCCAUAAAAAACUAGAAUGUACACGUGACUUAAAUUUCUGUACGUCAAGUAGACGUGCAUGUGCAUUUGGAGCCAGUGUUGUAAUCCAUUCUAUACAAAAUUCACUGCAUACAUUUACAAAACAUUAAUGUUAUUACAUGUUGAAGUCAAAUCCUCAUGAACAAUCAUUUGUUUUAAUGAUUUCUCGGCUUUUUACUGCCUCAGAACCGACUCGGUGUUUUUACAUUCAAUAGUUCAUUGAAACGUCAAAAUAAAAUAGAAAAAGGAGAAACUCCUCAGGUCGCCCCAGCACGACAAAAAAUAAACGUUUUAUACUCGGUCUGGUUGAGCCUGUUCGUAGAUGGUAGUAAAAUACAUGCUACCGUCCACGCUGUCUAGCUCCGGGUUGUGCAGAACUGAACAUAUUACAAGUACUAAAAUACCAUUUAGAGACAUCUACAGAUGUCAGACAUCAUCUAUCUAUUUUGGAGAGACACCAGAGUAUUAUACUGGACUCAUGCAUAAUCUUUUAAAAUUCAAUAUUUCUUAAAAUUGAUUGAUUAAUCUUUAAUUUUUAAUCACCACUGUAUUUAUCAAUUUAAUUGUUGUAGUCAUGUACAUGUAUCUAUUUAUACAUUUAUGAACAUGCUGAUAUAAAAAAUAUGUAGAAAUAAAUUGAUCUGUCUAUAUUAUGUUAUGGUGGUUCAGUAAUAGAAGAAAGAUCUGAUAUUUAUGUCGCAUUUGUACAUAGUUCUAUUAAAAUAAAGACAACUAUGUAUAAUAUUUAAGUAGAAUAAAGGUUUAGCUUGAACAUAA